Messenger RNA from Gracilinanus agilis (Agile Gracile Mouse Opossum), 1289 nucleotides. Its product is annotated as integral membrane protein GPR137B-like. Gene Ontology annotation, biological process: negative regulation of bone resorption; positive regulation of TORC1 signaling; negative regulation of osteoclast differentiation. Lineage: Eukaryota; Metazoa; Chordata; Mammalia; Didelphimorphia; Didelphidae. Gene Ontology annotation, cellular component: lysosomal membrane. The record is from RefSeq and is a predicted model, not a curated record. The transcript has a single exon. Bases 1 to 1167 code for a protein of 388 amino acids.
AUGGAGGUCCCUCAAUGGGACCCACUGAGAAAUGACUCCCUGCCACCCACCCUGACCCCAGCCGUGCCCCCCUACGUAAAGCUCAGCCUCACCAUCAUCUACACCGUCUUCUACUCGCUCCUCUUCGUGAUCAUCUACGUCCAGCUCUGGCUGGUCCUGCACUACGGACACAAGCGUUUCAGCUACCAGACCGUCUUCCUCUUCCUCUGCCUUUUCUGGGCCUCUCUGCGGACCAUCCUCUUCUCCUUCUACUUCAAAGACUUUGUCGCGACCAAUUCACAGAGCCCCUUCGUCUUUUGGCUGCUUUAUUGCUUUCCCGUGUGCCUCCAAUUUUUCACCUUGACCUUGAUGAACCUGUAUUUCACUCAGGUGAUUUUCAAAGCAAAAUCAAAAUACUCUCCAGAAUUACUGAAAUACCGACUUCCCCUCUACCUGGCUUCCCUCUUCAUCAGUCUUCUUUUCCUGUUGGUGAAUCUAACCUGCGCAGUACUCGUAAAAACAGAAAAUUGGGAGAGAAAGAUUAUCGUUUCAGUUCGAGUUGCCAUUAAUGAUACCCUCUUUGUUCUCUGCGCCAUCUCGCUGUCUGUCUGCCUCUACAAGAUUUCCAAGAUGUCCUUAGCCAAUAUAUACUUGGAAUCUAAGGGUUCAUCUGUGUGUCAAAUGACCACCAUUGGAGUGACCGUUACCCUGCUUUAUGCAUCCAGAGCCUGUUACAACUUGUUUAUAUUAUCCUUUUCUCAGAAUAAGAAUGUCCAUUCCUUCGAUUACGACUGGUACAACGUAUCAGACCAGGCAGACCUGAAAAAUCAGCUUGGAGAUGCUGGCUAUGUAGUGUUUGGAGUGGUCCUUUUUGUGUGGGAGCUCCUGCCCACCACCUUAGUCGUUUACUUUUUCAGAGUUAGAAAUCCUACAAAGGACCUGACAAACCCUGGGAUGGUCCCGAGCCAUGGAUUUAGUCCUCGAUCCUAUUUCUUUGACAACCCACGAAGAUACGACAGUGAUGAUGACCUCGCCUGGAAUAUUGCCCCUCAAGGGCUUCAGGGAAGUUUUGCACCAGAUUACUAUGACUGGGGACAACAAACUAAUAGCUUCAUGUCACAAAUAGGAUCGCUACAAGAUUCGACAUCAGAUUUCCACAAAUCCAGCAAUCUGCCGGCAAUCUGCUAACAACAAACAGUAUUAUAGAAUUUUAUUAUGAUUGAAUUUCUCUAGAGACUGAUUUUUGGGUAAUAAUAUAAGUUUAUUGAUUAUAUCAGGUUUAUUGGUUAGGCGAGCAUCAUAACUGAUAA